AUGAGCGGCGGCACGAGAGACUCCCCUAUUUGGAACUUUCGCUCUGCGGGAGAGAAACUCGUCGCCUCCUGCAACAUCUGCCAGGAUGGAAUCGACCGCAACGGUAUCAACAGUGAACUCUCGCGCCACGAGAAAACCCAGACCCACCAACAAGCGCUCCAGCGGCAGCAGGCUCGUGCACAGCGGGAAACAGACUUUCUGGCACGAGCAACGAGCCGGGAUCCCAGAGUCAAUCGACCUAUCACCGAUCGCGACAUUAUCGACAGUGGCCUUCAGAAUCUACUGGUGUCCUUGGCCACUAGAGGCGGCAGUGUGCCUCCCGACCCCAUCUCAGAACCCGAUGGGAACGACUCUCUGCCAGGACCCGCGUGGAACGCGGAGUCUACUCGCUCAACGACACCGAGCAUUGGUAUCAAUUGGCACCUCAUGGAGGCCAACGGGGAUACAGAGUUCGUCCCAUCUGCUGAUGAAAGAGCUGUCGCGUCAAUCGCGAAUGCGAUCCUGCAACGCUUGGAAUUGGAUGUUAACACACUCUCUGACGACGACGAGAAUGAGCGGUCAGAUGUUGAGUCUAACUCUCCGGUGGCCGAUGAAGACACCCCACCCAGUUCAGGAUGUCGAGAUGCUCGCAUUCCCACACCCAAACAAUCUUGCGGGGAUCUCGAACCCGGCUCUGAGGCUGAGAGGUUGCAUUGGUAUCCGUGGGACAACCAAAUUAUGUGUACACUUGAUGUUCUCAUGCAUCUUCCACGUUCGGUAUUCUCGCAGAGACAACUUGAUUUAUUUCUCUGGCUUCUUAGAGUCAACAAUGUCCCCGAUGUUCCAUCAAUCAAGCAGAUGCAGCGCCUUGAUCUCGCUCUCCAGAAACUCUGUGGGAUCGAGACCAUUGCUUACAACGGUGCUCUUGGACACAAGUAUUUCGUAAACAAUCUCGCACAAAUUAUUGCUCAGGAAAUGGCGAAUCCCAAGGUCCGCUCUCACCUGUCCUUCUAUCCAGAGGACGCUGGGCAAAGACUGUCGGAGGCACGGCAGGGAGACCGGUGGCUGCACGAGCUUCCAGAUGACCAGACGACACCUAUGAUUCGACAGCAGGAUCAUGAUUACUACAUCUACGAGCCGUGCAUGGCAUCAUCUGCUAUAGACGGGCUCCAGCAGUACAUCAUCCCUGUCCGGUUCUUCACUCGCAAUGGAUGUAUGUUUGCGAAAUGCUGGAAAAUGCACCCGGUGGUCACUGAUCAGAUCUCCGGCUGGAGAGUCGAUAAGACAACCCCAAUCGAGGUCAAUACGAACUCAUUCUUCAAGACAUUCGUGCAAUUCCAAACGGAUGCACAACGCUAUCACGUCCCACAUCCCUCUCGCAUCAUUGAUGUUAUUGAUUUGAACGCUGCUGAUAAAAGUGUUCCCUGGACAUUCACGAAUUCCGUUCUGGGAAAUCCAUGGCGCGCUAAAGCUGAUGGAUGCCGUGUUGUAUCUUUCCCGAUGUGGCUCUAUUGUGACGACACAUCCGGAAACGUAUCCAAGAAAUGGAAUAAGCACAACAGCUUUCUGAUGACUCCGGCUGGGCUGAAUCGUCACAACAGCCAAAAGGAAUAUAAUAUUCACUUUCUGUGUACAUCCAACAUUGCACCGCCUCUCGAGAUGAUGGAUGGCGUUGUCGAACAGCUCAAAAAUGCACAAGAACAUGGUGUAUGGGCAUGGGACAUCGAGCUUGAGGAAGCAGUGCUCGUCAUUCCAGAAGUCUUAGCUCUGCUCGGAGAUAAUCCAAUGCAGAGUGAGUUUGCGUGUCACAUAGGCUUGCGAGGCAAGUUCUUCUGCCGAGCCUGUUGGGCUCGAGGACAUACAUCUGAGCCUGCCGAGCCCAAUCUUGCCAAAGCGGCUGAUGCCGUGAACGCCAGCCAUGGGACUGACGAUGAUGCCAGAAGUGUUGGGGGCCAGAGCGAUGACAGUGCCACAAGCAACGCAAGUAAUGUUAGUCAAAAGAAGGGAAAACAGGGGAAAAGAGCUCUGGAAACGAUGGGCCAGAUGGUCAAUCACAUCCAGGAAUUCAUGACGCUUGGACGUCUGCGCAAUAAAAGCGAAACCGUCAAACAUCUCAAUUCAGAAUUUCUUGCGGCCUCUACCACCGUCGACAAGAAGACUCGUAUCAAGGAGCAGCGUACUGAGACAGGGAUCAAGGACACAUUCCAACAGUUCUUUGUUGAGAAACUCUUUGACUCCUACAAGAAUGUACGAGGAUAUGAGGCACGGCAAGCCGCCUUACAGGCCGAAGCCCGUAACAUGCCCUCGGGGAUCAAUGCGAUGAGCCCUGUAUGGAGGAUCAGGGGCUUGGAUCCGCAUCAAGACACACCUGUGGAGAUUCUUCAUGUUGUUCUGCUGGGCUUCGUGAAAUAUCUCUGGCGCGAUCUCAUCCAAAAUCAACUCAAGAAUAAGGACGAUAAGAAGAACUUGUUGAUCACACGCUUGAAUUCCGUGGAUAUCAGCGGUCUCGGCAUCUCCCCGCUUGCUGGACAAACUCUUGUCCAGUAUGCAGGCUCCUUGACUGGUCGAGACUUCCGUGUGAUAGCCCAGGUCUCCCCCUUUGUCAUAUUUGACCUGGUAGAUCCCGAGUGCUUUGAGACAUGGAAGGCAAUGUCCAAGCUCGUACCUCUCAUCUGGCAGCCAGAAAUUUUGGAUAUCGAUGUAUACACGACACUACUUACAUGUGAAAUCGACCAUUUCCUGACCUGUGCUGCUCGAUGGACAAACCGUUGGUUCAACAAGCCCAAGUUUCACAUUCUCUUACAUCUGCCCGUGCACAUCCGCCGCUUUGGACCCGCCAUACUCUUUGCGACAGAGGCUUUUGAAUCUUUCAAUGCAAUCAUCCGGGCCAAAAGUGUUCACUCAAAUCGACACGCACCGUCGCGUGAUAUUGCAGCCGCGUUUGGUCAGGGAAACCGUAUUCGGCAUCUUCUCAGUGGGGCUUGCAUCCGAUCGGACUUCGAACCGGAGCUGUCAAGGCCGCAAUCUUGGCGAAAAGCCCACUGGACACGAGCAGGAGACGGAGUACUUGGAGUUGUCAAUGGCGGCACAGUGGCAUCAUAUCUUGGAUUGCAGAAACCAAAGCUUGGGAGAGGUAUCGGAGCGGUCAGUGGCCAAGUCGGGAACGGAAAAUUGAAAGAUACACUAACCAGAAGACACAUUCCAUCAUGGUCUGGACAACCGAGCCAUUAGGGGAAGUCAAAGCUCUUUACGCGGAAGUGAUUCGAACGGUGAUUCAGAAUCACUGCAGAAUCACCUUCGAAUUGACCACCCCACUUUUUGCGCAUAUAUACUUCCUGUCUUUAUCUACUAGAUCGUUGUCUCCG
This is a messenger RNA of Mycena citricolor, 3344 nucleotides long. NCBI's taxonomy places the organism in Eukaryota, Fungi, Basidiomycota, Agaricomycetes, Agaricales, Mycenaceae. The record is from the annotation of a GenBank genome assembly.